AUGACCAACCAAAGUACCACAGCCUCCUCUGCUCCUACUCCUGCGGCCGAUCCGGCUCCCACUCCCACCCCUAAACAGCACACCAAGACGACGAGCAAGUCUCGCCGGGCUCGACCUCGGCGUCGAGCUGUCCAGUCGGAUCACGAGUCUGAAGACGACGCUGGCGGUCUCACAGACAGCGGCAGUCUCACGGACGCAUCAACCGCUCCAGAUGACGAGGACGAUACGGACGACGAGCUCCCUGAAGUGCCCGACGUCCGGAAGACUUCAGGACCAGCCCCGGAUCAACCCCCCAAAUCCGCAGACGACAUCCCCAUCUCCUCCCUCAGUCUCUCGGACUCGGCUCCGGCAUCACUAUUCGCGGAUACGACACCCCUCGUAUGGGCCGACCAGCCGUCGGACCAGAAGAUCGAAGAGGUCACUUUCGAGGAGUUCUCGGGCCGGGGCAGGGGCAGAGGCAGGGGACGAGGAGGCGCAAGGGAAGGCGCACCAGCGGAGAGGAAGGAAUUGACCGAGGAGCAGCUGAAGAAGGUGCUGGAAAAGAAGGAGAGGAAGAAGGAGAAGAUGAGGGAGAAGAAGAAGGCGGAACAGGAGGCCAAGGCGAUUGCGAAGAAGGAAGCUGCUGCUUCUCCGGCGGCGCUGGCGGCGACAUCUGCAGAGGCGUCUGCUGCAGCGCCAGUGUCUGGACCCGCCACGAAGCCCACGGCGAAGGAAGUCAAGACCGCACGGCCCAAGCGGGAGCCCAAGCCGUCAAAGAAGAAAGGCGGGCGGGAGGCGAAAUCGGCGGCAACGGCGAUCGUACCUGCCACAGAAGAGGAUGAUGGAGGAUGGGGCGGAGAUGCGCUAUCACGGCCGGUAGGCGUCGCUCCGGCUGCAGUGGUGGCGGAGUCCGAGACGCAAGACGAUGGUGGAUGGGGAGAAGGGGCCCCGUCCCGACCUGUCGUCGUUGCGGCUCCAGCUGCUCCGGUCGAGCCUCAGUCCGAAGCGGUAGAUGACGGAGGCUGGGGCCAAGGUGCGCCUUCCAACGUCGUCGCUCAACAAUCUUCGACCGCCUCAUCAAACGCCGGCCGAGGCGCCACCGGAUCCACCUCCACCCCUCCCACCUACAUACCCUCUCGCCCAAAUCACCACCAACAAUCAAAUAAUCUCCCCUAUCCUCCGCGUCUUCCCGGCGACCCUAGAUUCCUACCUCGAGCCGGCAAUUUCUGGCCGCAUGAACAGCGACAAUACGGCCCAGGCGAGGGACGGGGUGGAUACUCAGGCUCGGAAAUGAGGGGGAUGGGCGGUUAUGGGCGGGGACAGCCGAACUUCCGCGGCGAGGGCCGAGGCUUCGCAAGGGGGUUCAGAGGGCGGGGGAGGGGGUUCGGCGGAUUCCAAGGGGCUUCCUAUGGGCCUCCUCAGGGGCGAGAGGGGGAGGAAGCGAUGGAGGCGCAUGAGAAGGAUGGGAGGCUCGAGAUGGACAAGCUUGAGGAUGAGGAGCGGGCGCGGUCUGAGCGGGCUAGGAAGGCGAGGGAGGCGACGGCUGAGCUGGAAGCUGCUAUGGAGACGGAGAGAAAGCAGCGGGAAGCGGAGGGAGAGCAGCCGGAGGAGGAGUUGCCGCUUCCGUAUCCUAAGCGGAGUGGCAAAUGGGGACAUGAGGGGUUUGAGCAGAUGGAGUCUAAUCCGAUGAUGGCGUUCAGGGGUGCGUUCCGGGGCGGUCGAGCACGGGGGCGGGACUUUAUGGGCCGCGGUGGAUUCUCCCCGCAAGGAUUAAGGCAGUUCCCUCCGCACAUCCAGACCCCCAUCGAGCCUACAUUUCUCAACCAGGAGACCACUCCGACGGCUGUUCCGCAUGAGAGUGCCCAACUCUCGGCUUCACACCCCUCCUCGGCGGCGGCUCAGGCUUCAGCAGAGCAGCAGCUCACGCAGCCCACGGUGGACGAGCUCCUCCCUUCCGAGUCGAGCGUGACGGUUCACCUCCCCGGCUCGAGGGAGAGCCAUGAAGUCCCAUAUAAGGCUUCCGGUAGCUCCACGCCGACAGCAUCUACUCCUCUCCCAUAUGUCAACAUCCCGCUGCGCCAACACCACUACCAGCCUCGAGCACCUCAUCCGGGACGGCGAUACCAGAACGGCCCAUACCGUCCCCCGGCACAGCAGUUCCAGGCACCUGCGCCUGUACCCGCCCCCUCUCCUCUCCCGCCGCACCUCACUGGCGGGUCUCACCGGUCCCACCAUACCGCCAGCCCCUUCACACCUGGAUCCGAGAACGGCUCGAUCGGCUCUCCCUCCUUCAUCCCGCCUCCGCAGUUCCUGCCUCCCGGAAUCGGAAUAGCUCCAAACGGCGAGUACUUCAAUCUAGCCAAUGGCGCUCCAGUCGACUUUCACCCUGCUCCCUCGCCAGCCGUACACGGGUCCAACGGAAAUAGCGCGAGCCAGCCAUUUUUCCAGGCCGGACCACCUCCCCAGCGGCCCAUGUCGGGCUUCAACGGCAUCCCGCAGUACUCGCCCGCAGGCGACAUGUCCAGCCCAAACAUGUACUACCCCAAUAUCAUGUCUACCCCUCCACCACUUGCAAACCACGAUCACAACGGAUCUUUCCGCCCGGAAUCGCCAUACGGUACAGGCAACUUCCAUCCCCCGCCUCCUGCUCAGCUCGGAUACUUUGCACCUCCGGCCCCGGCCAAGCCAAUCUCCAUCCGCGAUCCCUCUGUCGACCCCAGCGACCCGUCUCCGGAAAAGUCGGCCAAGCCCCUCCCGACAAAGUCUAGGCUCAGUACGGCCGGUACACCAUUCAUACCGUCUUUUGCCCAGAAUGAGGCGCAGGACGAGCAGGCGUACUAUGGGCACGGCCAGGCGUGUAACCCGUAUGCUUUUCAUGGGAUCCCGGUUAUGGAGGAUCACGGGCAGGGGCAGUAUGGGUAUGGGUAUCAGUGGCAGGCUGAGCAAGGGCACGGGCACGGGCAGGAGGAGCAGUAUGCUGGGUAUGCGUACCAGGCGGGAUAUGGGUUCUGA
Messenger RNA from Dioszegia hungarica, 2991 nucleotides. RefSeq lists its product as uncharacterized. Bases 1 to 2991 code for a protein of 996 amino acids. The transcript is spliced from 2 exons. The record is from RefSeq and is a predicted model, not a curated record. NCBI's taxonomy places the organism in Eukaryota, Fungi, Basidiomycota, Tremellomycetes, Tremellales, Bulleribasidiaceae.